AUGCGCAGAGCGAAUGAGGCCAUAGUGCGAGAAAGGCACCCUAUUCCUGUUAUCGAUGAAAUAUUGGAGGACCUGAAUGGAGCCACUGUAUUCUCAAAACUUGAUCUGAAGUGGGGAUACCAUCAAAUAGAGCUGGAGCCAGAGUCCAGGUCACUCACCACUUUUGUAACACACACAGGACUAUGGAGGUAUAAGAGACUGAUGUUCGGUAUCUCAUCUGCACCUGAGACAUACCAACACAUCAUUGGACAAGUUCUACAAGGCAUCCCUGGUGUGCACAACAUAUCGGAUGACAUCAUUGUUUCAGGAGAAACCAUACAGCAACAUGAUGAGAGGCUACAUCAAGUACUGCAACGACUGCAAGAGAGGCAACUGACAGUCAACAGCAAAAAGUGUCAAUUCCGAAUGUCACAACUGGAAUUCAUGGGGCAUGUGUUGUCCAAAAACGGAAUAGGAGCAGCUCAGUCUAAGAUCGAGGCGGUGGAGAAUACACGUCGACCAACGAAUGCUGCUGAGGUGAGAAGCUUUUUAGGGCUCGUGAACUAUUGUGGAAGGUUCAUCCCUAAUUUAGCCACGACAUCAGAACCACUGAGGAGGCUCACGAGGCAAUCCUGCAAAUGGACAUGGGGAUCAGAGCAGGAAACGGCUUUUCUGGAGUUGAAGAGACAGCUGGCCAGUUCACAUGUAAUGGCAUAUUCCAAACAAGAUGCAGAGACACAUGUGGUGGUGGAUGCUAGUCCAGUGGGAUUAGGAGCAAUACUGAGCCAGAAACAAAAUGAUGGAGCAUACAAACCUGUCUACUAUGCUAGCAGAGCCUUGUCUGAUGUAGAGCGUCGCUAUUCUCAAACUGAAAGAGAAGCGCUCGCUAUUGUGUGGGCAUGUGAGAAAUUUCAUGUAUUUCUCUAUGGAAAAGACUUUGUGCUAGUCACUGACCAUAAACCUCUGGAGACGAUCUACUCACCCAAGUCUAAACCUCCAGCCAGGAUAGAAAGAUGGGCAUUGCGGCUGCAGCCCUAUCGCUUUAAGGUCGUGUAUAAGCCAGGCCCACAGAACGCAGCUGAUUCGCUAUCACGCCUCACAGUCAACCAGCCAGUUCAGAAAGGAACCAUGGAGGACCACGUUUACUGGGUGGCUCAACAUGCAGUGCCACAUGCUUUCAGACCACGACAAAUGGAGGAAUUGUCGGCAGCAGACCCCACUCUAGUUACUGUUCGGAGCUGUAUCAAGACCGGUGACUGGAGUAAAUGUGAACCCGUUUAUCAGACAGUUAAAACUGAGCUUUCCACUGUAGGGAAAAUAGUGUUGAGGGGUUCUAGAAUUGUUGUUCCUCAGGCUGCACGACGACAGACGCUAAUGUUAGCACAUGAAGGUCACCAAGGGAUCGUAAAAACAAAACAGAGACUGAGAACAAAAGUGUGGUGGCCAGGAAUUGAUAAAGAGGCAGAGGAGAUAGUGAGGUCAUGUCAUGCAUGCCAAAUCAACAGUCCGACUUCACAGGAGGUUCCUACCACUAGGACAGAGCUCCCAGCAAGACCAUGGCAGAUGCUUGCAGUGGACUUGUGUGGACCGUUUCCAUCAGGUCACCAUCUGCUGGUACUAACUGACUAUUACUCCAGGUGGGUGAGUGUUGAUAUCCUUCAGAACCCCACCUCUAUGAACAUUAUAAAUCGUAUGAGACACUUAUUUGCAACACACGGACUCCCAGAAUGCAUUGUGACAGAUAACGGUACUCCAUUUGUGUCAAAGGAGUUCAAAACAUAUCUUCAGGAACACGGAAUCACACAUCGCCGUGUCACGCCAUACUGGCCUCAGGCAAAUGGUGAAGUUGAAAGGCAGAACAGAACACUUUGUAAGGCCAUACGUGCAGCUCACGCUGAAGGAAAAGAUUGGCGCACUGAGUUGGACGUAUUUCUUCUGGCUUAUCGCAGCACCCCUCACUGUGUCACAGGUCGCAGUCCGGCCGAACUACUAUUCAACCGCCAGAUCAAAACCAAACUUCCUGAACUGUCAGAAUCACAGCUGCAACCUACACUACAGGAUGCUGCUGUUCGUAAGGCUGAUGCUGUGAAGAAGGAGAAGGGACGUGUAAAUGCAAACAGAGUCAGAAGAGCAAAAGAAAGCACAUUGAAACAGGGCGACAAAGUACUGGUACGACAGCAGAAGCAAAACAAACUUUCAACACCAUAUGAACGUCACCCCUACACAGUGAUAAGUCGAAAAGGUCAAUCAGUCAUUAUUGAAAAGGAUGGCAAGAAGAUGAUGCGUCAUGUAUCGUUUGUGAAGCUAUGGGUUGAGCCUGAAAAAGACACUCCUGAGCCAAAUAGUGUAUCUGCUGAGACAGAGCCUGAUGACACCUCCCAGCAGGACUGCAGACCUCAAAGAACCAGGAGAUCGCCAACUCAUCUCACAGACUUUGUGACUUAG
Molecule: messenger RNA, 2424 nt
Organism: Centropristis striata (black sea bass)
Lineage: Eukaryota; Metazoa; Chordata; Actinopteri; Perciformes; Serranidae
Exons: 1
Coding region: 1-2424 (807 amino acids)
Biological process (GO): DNA integration
Molecular function (GO): nucleic acid binding
Source: RefSeq, a predicted model, not a curated record